Messenger RNA from Malassezia pachydermatis, 1101 nucleotides. RefSeq names its product aspartate-semialdehyde dehydrogenase. The coding region runs from base 1 to 1101 and encodes 366 amino acids. The transcript has a single exon. The record is from RefSeq and is a predicted model, not a curated record. Gene Ontology annotation, biological process: L-threonine biosynthetic process. Gene Ontology annotation, molecular function: NADP binding; NAD binding; protein dimerization activity. Lineage: Eukaryota; Fungi; Basidiomycota; Malasseziomycetes; Malasseziales; Malasseziaceae.
AUGUCGAAUGGAAAAGUGAAAGUCGGUGUGCUCGGCGCGACUGGCACUGUCGGCCAGCGCUUUAUCCUGCAGUUAAGCAACCACCCUGACUUUGAGCUGGUCGCCCUUGGCGCGAGCGCGUCGUCGGCGAACAAGCCGUACCAUGAGGCGGUGGCAGGUCGCUGGAAGCAAGUGCAGCCCAUCCCUGCCAAUGUUCGUGAUAUGACCGUGCAUGAGUGUGAGCCCGCUGCGUUCAAGGAGUGUGGGGUUGUGUUUAGCGGUUUGGACAGCACACCUGCUGGGCCUGUGGAAGCCGCUUUCCGUGCUGCAAACCUUCGUGUGUUCUCCAACGCAAAGAACUACCGCCGCGACCCACUGUGCCCCCUCAUUGUGCCUCUGGUUAACCCGUCGCACUUGUCUAUUUUGCCCCAUCAGCAGAAGUCCAUGUCGCCACCGCUGGACCGUGGCUAUAUUGUGACGAAUGCGAACUGCUCGACAACGGGUGUUGUUGUUGCCUUGAAGGCACUGGAGGACGCGUUUGGCCCGCUGGAUAUUGUCAUGGUGCAGACGAUGCAGGCCAUCAGUGGGUCCGGCUACCCUGGUGUGAGCUCGCUCGAUAUUCUCGACAAUGUCGUGCCGUAUAUUAGUGGCGAGGAGGAAAAGAUUGAAUGGGAAACGAGCAAGAUUCUAGGCGGUCUGAAGGACAAUGACACGGCCUUUGAUCUGCAUGAGACCAGUCCCCUGCGUGUGAGCGCGCACUGCAAUCGUGUGCCCGUGAUCGAUGGCCACUUGGCUUGUGUUAGUGUGAGCUUCAAGAAGCAGCCUGCGCCCUCGCCUGAGCAAGUCGCUGAAGCUCUUCGCGCGUUCACCUGUGAGGCGCAGACACUGGGCUGCCAUAGUGCACCGAAGCAGGCCAUCACCGUACAUGAUGAGGUGGACCGACCCCAGCCGCGUCUGGACCGUGAAUGGCAGAACGGCUCGGGUGUUAAUGUCGGCCGUAUCCGCAAAGACCCUGUCCUCGAUAUCAAGUUUGUGUCCCUCGUCAACAAUGUCAUGCUGGGCGCUGCCACUAGCUCCGUGCUCAACGCGGAGAUUGCGCUCAAGAAGGGUUACCUUUCGUAG